This is a messenger RNA of Aspergillus pseudotamarii, 1483 nucleotides long. Its product is annotated as zinc-dependent alcohol dehydrogenase family protein. The transcript has 3 exons. The record is from RefSeq and is a predicted model, not a curated record. NCBI's taxonomy places the organism in Eukaryota, Fungi, Ascomycota, Eurotiomycetes, Eurotiales, Aspergillaceae. Gene Ontology annotation, molecular function: oxidoreductase activity. The coding region runs from base 248 to 1306 and encodes 352 amino acids.
AACUCAACCAACCACAAUCUCUCGCGCGGCCGGCAUGUCUUCUCCAAAAUGCCAUGUUAUACGCUGAAUCACUCGCGAUGGAUCUCGGCAUUCUGCGCAGUGGGGCAACCCACCCCAUGGUGACGUUGGGACAUUAUUAAGCGUCUCCAAAGAAUUUCUCCAAAGAGAUUCUCCACGCUUCUCUCCCCAAGAUUGAAGUUGAAAUUUCCCUUCAACUGCAAAAUUUUUGUAGCCAACGAACCCCGCGAUGGCAUCCAUCAAGCAGUGGACGACUCCCUUGAAGGGAGUGGAUUCCCUCAAACUCACCGAAGCCCCCAAGCCCGCUCCGGGCAAGGGCGAAGUCCUCGUUGAGAUCCACGCCGUGUCGCUGAAUUACCGCGACGUCGAGGUAACUAAUGGCGAGUACACCCAUCACAAGUCCGUGGGACAAGAAGAGAGCAUUGUGCCAUGCUCCGACAUGUGCGGCGUCAUCACGCAGGUCGGCGAUGGCGUCCGCAGUUGGCAAGUCGGCGAUCGCGUUCUCUCUACAUUCCUCCCAGACCAUCAGACCGGGCAAGUUACGGAAAAGGAACUGUCGCGGGGGAUGGGUCUGCCCCUCGAUGGGGUGUUGGCGGAGUACCGAGUAUUCCCGGAGCAUGCGCUGGUCAAAGCGCCAAACUACAUGAGCGAUGAGCAGGCCGCCACGCUUCCUAUUGCGGUCGUGACGGCAUGGAUGUCAAUUAAUGGUAUGCGACCUAUGGGAGAGAACGGAGGACACGGAGAAUAUAUCCUGCUGCAGGGAACGGGCGGUGUCGCCAUUGCCGGGCUGCAAAUCGGAAAGGCUUCCGGUGCCAAGGUCAUUAUUACCUCCUCCUCCGACUCCAAGCUCGCCCAAGCCAAGGAACUCGGCGCCGACUACACUAUCAACUACCGCACCCAUCCCAACUGGGAAGAGGAAGUGAUGCGCCUCACCCACAACCACGGCGCCGACAUCAUCCUGGAGGUUGGUGGCGCCCAGACGCUGAAGAAGAGCUUUGACUCCGUCGCCUUUGGUGGGUUGAUCAACUGCAUCGGGUAUGUGUCCGGCAAGGUGGACGCGCCGGAUGACCGCAUGAACGUGAACCUGCUGGCGCUGCGGAGGAAUGUCACGCUGAAAGGGAUCAUCAACGGACCCAAGGAUCGGUUCGAGGAAGCGGUGAGGUUCUAUGAGAAACAUCAGAUUCAGCCUGUCGUUAACAAGGUGUUCUCAUUUGAGGAGGCCCACGAGGCAUUUAAGUUUUUGGCUAGUGGGAGCCAUUUUGGGAAGGUUGUUGUUAGGGUUAAGUAGAGGGAUAGAGAUGAACAUGAAUGAAUGAAGUGAUACAGAUCGCGUCCAGCUUGAGGACCACUAUGACGAAACUUCCUCAGGAGAUAUAAGUGGGGAUAAGGAGAUGCGUUCAGCAAAAUAGUCACACUGCAGAUGCUUCUCAAACUAUUAAAAAUGUAAAGGAACCUAAUUUAUCUA